Zeugodacus cucurbitae (melon fly) is the source of this 1887-nucleotide messenger RNA. RefSeq lists its product as uncharacterized. The transcript is spliced from 2 exons. The record is from RefSeq and is a predicted model, not a curated record. Bases 1400 to 1783 code for a protein of 127 amino acids. NCBI's taxonomy places the organism in Eukaryota, Metazoa, Arthropoda, Insecta, Diptera, Tephritidae.
CCCGUUCAAUUCACUAUGGUACUACUAUGCCGAUGAAUAGCGUUGCCACAGAAUAACGUUGAUAAAAAAUGCGCUAGCUGGUAGUCCGCUAUCGGUUAAGUCAUAAGUUAUUUAAGAAACCGCGCUAGCAGAUAUUUAUGUCGAACUUUCUAUGAGUCUUUUGAUACCGAAUUAACAAAACUACUGUAAAUUCUUGUGUGGAAUAUCCUUAAUUUUGAAAUAGAUAUAAAUAAUGUUUUAAUGAUGUUAUACAUAUUUUUAACCUUAAAGCCUCCUUCUAUGAUGUUUUCUUUUCCAUCGUACUACACAUGUAUCGAAUACAUAAAUUACUUCAGAUUCUUUCAGAGAAUGAAGAGUGUAUUAUAUAUUUGGAAAUUCAAUAUGGCUCUUUCUCUUUUCACAGCAGAUUUUGGACACAACCAUCCUUCUAUUAGUAGACCCUGACAUAUCUUCACAUCAAAUAGAAUCGGAAAGUACGUAGAGAAUGGUUUCUGGGUUAGUUCACUCAAUGAUAAUAUCUUUUAUCUCUGGUUCAGUCAAGAGUUGCUGUGCAAAAGAAGCAGAAACUCAAUUCCCUUUUGUGAAUUUCAUAUGUUUCAAGAUUACCCAUGGAUAAAACUGAAAUCGUUUUUCUCCUUUUCGCAUUCCUGACCAUUGCUUUGGUUGUCGUUAUUUUUACUGUUACUUUCGACCGAAAUACAAUAAUCUAAAAAUAAAACACCAACUGAUCGCUUGAUAAGUACGUACAUACAUAUGUACGUGUCCACAAAGGGGUACAGCAAUACCAUAACAAUUGGCAGUAGGCCCAACAACCUAUUGUGUUCGCAACCGCAGUUGCACUUGAACUUGCAACGCCAUGCAGAUAAUUAAGAACAUUAACAACAUUUCCAGCCGCAUAACGCCAAUAACACAGGCAAUUUAAAACAAUUUUCCAACGCUGUGCCAAGAUGAAGAUAGGCAUGUCCAAUGCUUUGAGCCACACGCAUACGAGUGCAGGUGUGUGCGCAGCGCAUUGGCACGUACGCUCAUUACCGAUCUCGCAAAUAGCCGCAACAAACAAGCGACCGCAGCAAUAAGCAAAACUUCUUUGCGAACAUUCACUUUUUGCGAUUCGCCUUCCACAUUCGAAAUUGGCCUGGCUCCGCCGCAUGCCGCAUGCCAGAAGCCAGAGUAAACCUUUAUGGAGAUUGUGUGGAGAUUCCUGUGGCUCUGCUCUUGUUUAACGCAGAAUCAAUUUAGAUUUUUUAACUGCUGCCCAAUUAGAGGAUGACAGUGGGUUUUGGUAUAAAUAAGUUCGCCUGACCGUGGAUGGGACAACAGUACGCUUUGCGACAACCAGCGUGUGCAGACCAUUUCUGAAUAAGUUCUUCCGUUGUCAAUUUACAAGAGAGACGUGAAAAUGUUCAAAGUGGUGGCACUAUUUUUCCUCGUUACCGCCGUUGUAGGCAAAGUGACAGAAAAGCCGGACGAUUUGAAUGCCGCAGAAGCCACCGAGAUCCAUUUGGUCCCAACCCUGCACGCCACUUCGAUAAUUCAAGAACCCACUUUGGCUAAGCUGGGGGAGUUGAUUCACAGCGUACCCACCGCCGUGUCCCACCAGAGCUCGACCAUAGUUCACGAUCGCGCCAAUGUCGUCACACCGAUUGUAGCACCGGCCGUUAAGACACACAUUACUCCCGUUAUUAACUCGUACGCUUCGCCACUGGCGCGCUCUUAUCCCAACAUCUAUCCGUACAGCUACUUUUAUAACUUCUAUCCCUAUACCUAUAAGGGUAUCUACUAAGCUUGGACUGAUCGCAGAUAAUGUUAUCAUAUUCAUUGAUUUUCCUUUUGAUAAAUUGAGUGCGAUGUCAUAAAAUUUUAUUAUAAUAAACGAAAAUAUAUUUA